Mycetomoellerius zeteki is the source of this 3041-nucleotide messenger RNA. RefSeq names its product zinc finger protein 595. Gene Ontology annotation, biological process: regulation of transcription by RNA polymerase II. The transcript has 9 exons. NCBI's taxonomy places the organism in Eukaryota, Metazoa, Arthropoda, Insecta, Hymenoptera, Formicidae. Gene Ontology annotation, molecular function: zinc ion binding; DNA-binding transcription activator activity, RNA polymerase II-specific; RNA polymerase II cis-regulatory region sequence-specific DNA binding. The record is from RefSeq and is a predicted model, not a curated record. Gene Ontology annotation, cellular component: nucleus. Bases 1 to 2451 code for a protein of 816 amino acids.
AUGAACGCGAAUCUCUACCCAGCGAUGGCCACAGACAGGGACGUCAUGUGGGACAAGGUCUGUCGGCUGUGCUCGGAGGAGAGGAACGAGAUGCUGCCGAUCUUCGGCGACGAGGGCCAUCAACGUAGAGUGGUACAGAAGCUACGCGCCUGCCUACCCGUGCUUGUAUACAAGACUGAUCCGUUGCCGAAGCAGAUCUGUCAGUUUUGCGCGGCCAGAUUAGACGACGUGUAUCAGUUCAGAGAGUUUUGCAUCAAUGUCUACAGGAGUAUGCAUGCUGUGUUGCUCAAGUGCGAACAGAUGGAGUCUGCUCAGAUAUUCCUCAAUGCAAUGAUGAACUCGUCUGAUCCGUGCCAGGCUCAACUCUGCAAGGAGAAGUCUAGAGCUCCACCACCGUUGGUUCCUUUAUCAAUCGUCAUGCCCUUUGACGACCCAGCGACGCCGAUUAAUCAAGUCAAUCAGGAUCAUUUUCAGAAUACCUGCAUGGAAACUUUGUCUGAAUUACCCUGCGAGGUAGAGAUUAAGGAAAUGAAUAUGGAUCCAAUUUUCAGUGCCGAAACCGCCACUUGCGAACCGCUUAAUAAAAAGCGUAAAUUGUCAGAGAUAUUUGAUGUGGAUAUACAGACAAAAGCGGAGUCUGUUCUUAUACCUAAUGUAGAAGGAGCAAAAGCUCUUAAGUCGAAUUGUCUAGCCAAGAAAGAAGAGAAACGAACUAGUAUUCUGGAACAAGUAUUGACUGGUAAUUUGACGGUGAAUAAUCACCAGACACUACAACCUGGAACGAAGUUAACUUCCGAAUGGUGGUGUGCACCCUGCAACAGUUACUACAAAACAAAGGACAGUCUAAUGACGCAUAUGCAAUUGCACUGCCCGCGUGUAUAUACUUGUAGAAAGUGCUCCGCGUCUUUCGAAUCUGUCGAAAUCUUAGCCAAACACGAAGCUAAUAGCCAUUUGAAGGUCAAGAUGGAUUUCACGGAAAACUUGAACGACUGUGAUCAGUGCGACCGGCAGUUUGUGAGAUGGGAAAUGCUGAAGCAACACAGACUGCGCGAUCAUUUAGCCGAAUUGACUGAUGGAAGCAAUACGUGGUGUUCAUUAUGCAAUAGAUUCUUCCCUACAGUAGAAUCUUAUCAAAAACACGUUCAGUUACAUCAAACAAACUCGGCGAUGUCUCAGAAGUUGCCAUCUUCAGAAUUUAUAAUGACAAAAGUACCAGAACGAAUUAGAGAAAUUAAACGAGACGAACAGUACUGUGAAAGAUCUCUCGAGUGUCCCACUUGCGGGAAGAUUUGCACCCAGCAGAGCGCAUUAUCGAAUCACAUGCGCACUCAUGAACCGAAGAAGUACAAAUGCGACGUUUGCGGCCGAUCAUUCGGACUUUUCAUACGCUUAGCGGCACAUAGAAUAGCCGAGCAUAAUGAACAACCAAUGAUGUCACCAGUCUUGUCAGCAGUCGAGCAAGAGGAAGCCUUAAACGCUGAGAGGGAAGCGAGGGAAGCGAGGGAAGCUAAAUCUCGCAAUGUCAAGAAAUCUUAUUCCGAGAUAAUGGAGAAGAACGAUGUCCCAAUAGAUGACGAAUCUGUAGCGAAACGCAUUUCUGGUGGAAAUAAAAACGUGACGAGAUGCGGCAUUUGCUUACAAUGGUUCAACGAUCACACGACGAUGUUAACGCAUCUUCAGAUACACUCGGAGUCUCAUAAGAAUUACACGUGUAACAUAUGUAAAAAAUCGUUUAAGGAACAAUCGCAGCUGUUGAAGCACGAGGCUAGUCAUAAACGUCAAACGCUCGAUAAUGCCUCACUGUACACACCCGCUGUUUACAACAAAUCAUUAGUGGAUAAGGCGCAGCAAAAGACACACACGGUGGCUAAAACCUAUCACUGUGCAAAGUGUAAUAAAAUCUUUUUCAAAGAAGUAUCGCUGCUCGCUCAUAUAUGCAGGGAUACAGCACAACUUGAAAAGAAAGUCACUGAAAAGAAGUCUCGGCUAAAGACGUCACUUCAUGUUGGCAAUAAGACACACAAAUGCUCCAAAUGUGACGCGACUUUCGCAAGCUCGCAGUCACGAAACGCUCACAUGAAAAUGCACGCCGAGUAUAUGCGCGGCAGUACGGCGCAGACACAAGAAAUUAAAAUCGAAGCAGACGACGAACCGAUGCCAAAAUUGCGUCCAGAAAUCUUGGAAUAUGUAUCUCCCAUCGAGCCAAAGGUUGAAAUUAACGAAGAGGAUACACCUCCACCUCUUAAACGGACUCUUAUUAAAACUAGUAACGGGUAUCGAUGCGGUGUAUGCCAAUCACCGUUCGUGUUGAGGGAUCUAGCCGUGGCGCAUUUGAGAUCUGCACACCCCGUGAUGCCAUAUCAGUGCCCUUAUUGCAAGAAACGCUUCACGACGCAGUACACAUUUGCCCAUCAUAUUAAGACGGAGCAUCCCGACGAACCCGAGAAAUGAAGAUCGUUUGGAUCACGCUAGAGAAAAUGGACAGAUCGAGAUUAUAUCACAGCAUGUGCCUCGUAUUACGUGUGAAAGAAAGAAAAAAAGAGGGUUGUGUUUAUAGAUUGUAUACGAAAUGUGCGUACAUAUGUAUAUACUUCACACUGUAUAGUGUGUCAAUUUUUUCGACUGUUAAUUAGCCUUGAAAACUUUUCUAUUACAUAAUCGCAGACGUACAACGUUGAAGUGUUUGUUACGCGAGGCUAUUGAUAUUAGUACUUACACUGAACGUGCCUGUACAAGUGCUUUGUUUUACAACAAUUAUACGAACAAUCGACAGAUCUUAUUCAUAAUUCGAGAAAAAGCAGUCUCAGAGUAAUGAUAAGGUAGAUCUCGAAGAUCGAAACAUUCGGAUGGUCACGUAAAUUUUAGCGGCGACUAGUGACAAUAGAAAUUUACGCAAUUUGUAUCAUAUAUUCAUAUGAUUUAUAUUUUAGAUAUAAUUCUGUACAUUUUUCUCGCGUGAGACUUUAUAAUUAAAUGUAGUUACAGUAAAUAUAUCAGGAACCUUGAAAAUCUUGAUUAUUCUAGAUCACGAUCGUUCUAGA